Molecule: messenger RNA, 2622 nt
Organism: Beta vulgaris subsp. vulgaris (sugar beet)
Lineage: Eukaryota; Viridiplantae; Streptophyta; Magnoliopsida; Caryophyllales; Amaranthaceae
Exons: 14
Coding region: 219-2354 (711 amino acids)
Biological process (GO): RNA polymerase III preinitiation complex assembly
Cellular component (GO): transcription factor TFIIIB complex
Molecular function (GO): TFIIIC-class transcription factor complex binding
Source: RefSeq, a predicted model, not a curated record
CGGACUCACGGUGACGAGCCCAACUCAUAUGCAAAUUCCUUUAGAACCUCUAAAACCUCUCAUACGCAAAUUCGUCACUCAUCGGCAAAUUCCAAAGCUCGAAUUGCAGAAGCUUGAACUGCAGAAGCUCGUUCCAGUAUCAAUUUUUCAAGUGUUGUGGCCGGAAAUCAGGGCGGCCUCCCCUCCUGCCCUGGCUCAGGGACGGGCCUGAUGCUCUUAUGAGAAUGGACUUUCUAGAUGAUCCCUUUUCGGAACCAACGGUCGUCAAAGCUCCAACUGCUGGCAGGUUUCAGCCCAAGGCCAAACCAAGACCCAAGAGAGGACCAUUGCCCGCUGUAAAAUCUACCAAGGAGCCUUCUGUAACGUCGAUUUCACAAGAUUCUGUGUCAGUUCAGUCAAAUGGGAAUGUGGAAAAGAAGUCAGAUGCUCCUAUCAGUUCAUCUUUUACAGUCGUUGAUAGUUUGGGAAAGCCCCCUAAAGAUGGGAACUUAUCAACUGAAGCAAGAGAAGUGUCGGGCUCAGCUGUUACCGGGGAUUUAGAAAUUGAUGUUUCCAUUCCUGUUGGAGGCAUUAAUUUGAGUGUGGAUUCCUCAACGGAGUUGCAACUGCCCCCCAAUAUUGUUGGCCUGUCACCUAAUGCAGCUGGAUUCCCUGCUGAGACUCCCACACUCGAUGCAUCCAAUGUCCAGAAUGAAGGGGAGCUAUCAGGCUUUCCUGAUGUUUCUUUUAUCGAUGCUCCGUCUCUCAAACCCUGUAAGCCUCAAACAGUUCAUGAUCAGUCUAUAGAUAAGACAUUGCAAGAUUCAGAAAGCUACAAGGGCUCCUUUGUUUGUGACGAUGCAGACAUUCAGAUAGAUGUGGAGCAGUUGGGAGUGGGUGAUUUUUCUUGCUUCGAUAGUAUCGAUAUGAUGAGCGAGGGUGCUGCUGCUUCUGGAAAAAGAGCUGUUAAGUUCCAGCCCAAGCCUAAGGCACAAAGUGAUAGACUGAAAGCUCCCACUGAGGCUGGUUCUCAUCAUCCACAUGGGUCAGAGCUUCAUUCUGAAACUCUUCAUUUGGCCAGGGAUAGUUCAAUUCAUGCUGGACAGCCUGACACCGUUUCUGAUCUUUCGCAUAUGAGGCUUGACAGCGAGUUUUCUAUACAUUCUUCUGUGUAUCAGGCUGAUUUUGUAGGCUCUGAAGAAACAGAUCAGUUUAUGACAGCUGAUUUACCCCAACAGGGCGAGGAGCAUCAUGGGGAAGAUAAGUCAUAUGAUGCGUUAGACUCUUCUGCCAAAUCGGUAGAUGAAGGAUUCUUGUCGGGUUUUGAUGUAAAUGAGAAUGGGUAUGAACUGUUUGAUGGAAUAAAUGGUGAAUUUCAUGACAAUAUUAAUUCUCACAAUGAAGCACCUUAUGGAUCAGCCUCAAAUCGAGACGAAAAUAAUGAUGUUGUUCACUUAGCAGAAGAGUCUUCUCAAAAGAAAAGACCACGAAAAUCUAAGAAAGUUGCUUCUGAAAAUGAUAAACCAGCUAGAAGAAGGAGAAAAGCCACUCAGAAUCCUGCUGAAUCUACUGAAAAACCUCCCAAGAAGUUUCCUCGUGGAACUAGGCGAAAAAGAUGUGUGGACAAGUCCUUGCUCGAAGCACCAGAAGAUGAACUUGACCUUCAAAGGGUGCCAAUCAGGGAAUUGAUCCUACUAGCAGAGCAUAAAGAGCGCCAAGCAAAGAAAGAAGCAGCAACUACUCUACCAUCGUUAACUAGUGAGAGGACUGACAACACAUUGUCAGAGGACCGUCCUUAUGAUGAUGAGGGAUAUGGGUUUGACCAAGAUGAUGCUUUUGAUAAUCCAUCAACUUCAGAGGUUCAGAAAGAUACCGGCUACUUUAAUUAUCAGUCAUUCAUGCAAAGAGAACCCAGAGCGAGGUGGACAAAGCAGGACACCGAAUUGUUUUACAAGGGGAUCAGUCAAUUUGGGUCAGACUUAUCAAUGGUACAACAACUAUUCCCUGGGCUUACUAGGCAUCAUAUAAAAUUGAAGUAUAAAAAGGAAGAACGUCAAAACCCUAUGAGGCUUCAUGAUGCUUUGUGUAGUAGGACACAAGAUCUUUCACAUUUUGAACUCGUGAUUGGAAGGCUGAAAGAACAAGCUGCACGAGAUGGAAAGGCUGAUAUAGAUGAUUCCGUUUACGAAGCAGGCGAGGCCGAAGGGCCAGAGGAAGUUGUCAACUCUCAUGAGGAUGUUGCAAAACCCGAGCAGAAUGAAGAAGAUAAAGUUGCUGAUCAAGAGCCAGAUAAGCAUCUAGCCGAAAGUCCUCCCAAGUCCUAUCACAGUGAAGAAGAGGACUUUGAUUGGAGUGAAUAUAAAAGUGAAUUGUAGCAUCUAAACAACCACUCCCUUUUCUUCUUAUCUUAUGAUUUGAUUUUUCAGAUUUUUCCUACACCUAGAAACCACAUACUCCAUGUUAGUUCCGGGGAAAUUCCGAUGAUUAUCCCCUUUCAUAGUUUCUAUAGUUUUUAUGGCUAAUAAUUGUGCCUCUAUCCGUGAGAGCUCUUGUAGUCUCUCAUUGAUGGAGAAUUUUGUUUAUUGUAUUUUGUAGGCAUCAUGAUAUCUUGUUAAUGAUAAUGGCAAGUAUUUUAGACUGGAA